AUGUCGUCCUUCCGCUACACGCACACGCGUGAACGCGAACGCGACCGCAACACUUCAUCUCCACCACCGUCACUCCCCCGCCGCACCUCGUUCAAGCGCCAGCGUCUCUUCUCCUCAGACGACGAAGACGCCGGCUACGACGACUACCCCUACGCGGGCAACCACCGGCCCUCGCGCGCCCUAGUCAAGCGCGACCAGCCGACCCAGCUCGAGCGCUGGGGCAUCUGGACCGACGCGCGCAAGCAGGAGCGCUGCGACUCGGCCGCCGAAGAUGACGGCGACAGGCGCGAGCCACUGCGGCCACGGGCCAGGACGAGGAAAGUCAGUUUCGCAGCACGCGUCGAGCGGGAUGCGGACGAGGGCGAGGAUGAAGAGCGCGCGUUCCGAGUGCAAGUCGCUACGCUCGCUCGCUCGCGGCCUCGACCCGCCUCCCCGCCACCAUCGCGUAGACGGCAGACUGAGUCUGACGAUGAGAGGCGGGCCGUGCGCGGCUGGUCUGGUGAGCUGUUUCGGACGAGGGAGAGGUGCGUGAGUGAGGACUAUGAGGCGCACGAGAGGGCGAGGUCGCGGUCGAGAGAGUGUUGGCACAGGGAGAUGGGUUGGUGCGAUGAUGAGGUGGAUCAGAGGGAGACGGAGGUUGAGGCGGAGAGGUGGGUUACGUGGAGGAGGCUGAAGAGGACGAGGACGGAGGAGCGGAGGCCGUUGGCUGGAUGGCGGAGGAUGUGA
Messenger RNA from Ascochyta rabiei, 726 nucleotides. RefSeq lists its product as uncharacterized. The coding region runs from base 1 to 726 and encodes 241 amino acids. The record is from RefSeq and is a predicted model, not a curated record. The transcript has a single exon. NCBI's taxonomy places the organism in Eukaryota, Fungi, Ascomycota, Dothideomycetes, Pleosporales, Didymellaceae.